Molecule: messenger RNA, 1131 nt
Organism: Lathyrus sativus (Indian pea)
Lineage: Eukaryota; Viridiplantae; Streptophyta; Magnoliopsida; Fabales; Fabaceae
Source: the annotation of a GenBank genome assembly
AUGGCCACUGGAGUUAACAGAAAAAUUUCUGCAGCAUCAGCUCGUUCUCACACCAGGAGAGCCAACAAAUCCUCCUCUUUUCACCUCCCUUCUGGAAUACUUAGAACAACAGUAGCAGUGUUGGUUAUUGGGUUUCUAGCAUGGGCUUAUCAAGUUACCCAACCUCCUCCUCCUAACAUAUGUGGCUCUCCGGAUGGACCACCUAUAACCGCGCCAAGAAUCAAGCUAAGAGAUGGAAGGCAUUUGGCUUACAAAGAGCACGGUGUUCCUAAAGACGAAGCGAAGUAUAAAAUCAUCUCUAUUCAUGGUUUUACCAGUUGCAGGCAUGACACAGUGGUUGCCGACACCCUAUCCCCUGAUGUUGUUAAGGACUUAGGGGUCUACUUUGUAUCUUUUGAUAGACCUGGUUAUGGGGAGAGCGAUCCCGAUCCAAAUCGUACGUUAAAGAGCAUUGCUUUGGAUGUAGAAGAGCUUGCUGAUCAGCUGGGGUUGGGGUCUAAAUUUUACGUGGUCGGUGUUUCCAUGGGCGGACAAGUUGUUUGGAACUGUCUUAAGCACAUUCCUCACAGGCUAGCAGGUGCCGCGCUCUUAGCUCCAGUCGUCAAUUUCUGGUGGCCUGAUCUUCCUGCAAACUUAGCUGCUGAAGCCUAUAGCCAAUAUAAAUUACGUGACCGAUGGGCUAUUCGUGUCGCACAUUACACGCCAUGGCUAACGUACUGGUGGAACACUCAAAAAUGGUUCCCAAUUUGUAGUGCAAUUUCCCGUAGUCCAGAUAUUCUUUCAAAACAAGACAAAGAGCUUAUAUCUAAGUUGUUGAAUGAUAAAGAUAAUCAUGUGGCACAGGUAAGACAGCAAGGGGAAUACGAAAGCAUCCACCGCGACAUAAACAUUGGAUUUGGGCGCUGGGAAUAUACUCCUUUGGAUAUUCAAAAUCCAUUUCCAAACAACGAAGGUUCCGUUCAUCUCUGGCAAGGAGACGAGGAUAUUUUGGUUCCCGUUACGCUACAACGAUACAUUGCGCAAAACCUUUCGUGGAUUCACUACCACGAGCUUCCAGGUUCCGGCCACCUCUUCCCUCACGCCGAUGGAGUGAGUGAGACUGUCAUUAAGUCACUUUUAGGCGUGAAGUAG